Messenger RNA from Symbiodinium sp. CCMP2592, 1071 nucleotides. Lineage: Eukaryota; Dinophyceae; Suessiales; Symbiodiniaceae. The record is from the annotation of a GenBank genome assembly.
AUGAACAGCGUCGCGUUGGAAGAAUCAGUGCCAACAAACGGAGCUACACGACCCAGAGUACGACAGACUUUCAUCACACUGGUGACAAGUUUGACGGUCUUGGACUUUGGGCGAGUGGCUGGAUUCUUUAGAGGGCUUUGGACGCAAGAAGGAACACGUUUCCCCGUGCCGAGGUGGCAGCUCCUCCCGCUCCUUCUGAAGUUUCCUGGAGCGGUCUUGCCGGCCAUCCGCGAAGCCGCCAGCCUCUCUGAGCCCUACAGCAAGGUUCUUGACCAGCUGGAGGCCGAGGGCAAGAUGCGAAAGGGGAGCUGGUUGCGAGCCUGGCUCGAUGCUCUGGCUUUUUCGCUCUCGGGCUUAGACUGCAGCGGUACCACGACCGCAGCGAUGGCAUUUACCGUCGACGAACUCCAUUGGGAAGGCACCCGUGGCCUUGCCUACCCCAAGGGUGGCAUGGGCUCCGUGAUUGAUGCUCUCGCAGCCGCAGUGCGCCGCGAGGGUGGCGAGAUCCGAACGAAUGUUCGGGUAGAAGAGGUUCUGGUGGAAGAUCGCUGCGCCGUCGGUGUGCGAUGUGCUGGUGCCACGGGAGAGGUUCGAGCUCACGAGGCUGUCGUUUGCAAUGCCUCUGUCUGGGAUGCGGCGAACCUGCUGCCCAAGGAGGAUGCAUUGGAGGAGAUGCGGGAGGACUGGAAGGCGACGCCUCAGACACGCUCCUACCUUCACCUUCACCUCGGCUUGGAUGCGACCGGCCUGGAUUUGGAGAAGCUGGAGCCGCACUACACGGCCAUGACUAGCUGGGACGACGUGACCGCCGAGCAGAACAUGACAGCGGCUGCCUCCUGCCGGGGCUUUGGUCACAUGUCGCAGGCGGUCGUCAUCCGAAACACCUUCCUGGAGGUGGGAGACCAAGAGCACGAGCGCUCCGAGUGCUUCCGCCGCCAAGUCUCCGAGCCGGUCAAGAUCUUCUCGAGCAGCCCUAAGCACGGCGAUGGCGAGGACUCGGACGAAGACUUCGCUGCGGCGAAGACCGGUGGUCUCAGGGCUGUGGGUGCCUCGAAUUCCGCACUACUCUAG